GCUCAACUAGAUUGGGGGACGGGUGGGUCUAUUUGAAAUAUUUAGGCUCUUGUGAAUUAAAAGACAACUCUAUGGAAAUUGUUCAACCAUAUUCACGCGGUGUGUCUGGCUUGUAAUGCAUUUGUUCAAGGUCGGCCCUACUUUAUUGUUAAAUUUCAUAAUGCGGGUCUUGCGGUGCAAUAAAUGCCCGGGUUUCUGCAGCGCUGGUUUUUGUGGUAUGGUCCGGUUGGGACUGACAACCUGAGGGGUCAAAACAGGGGGGAAAUACAUGUACUAUUGAUGUCGUGAACGACAUGUAUGGUAACCAUAAAAAAUUAAAAAUGUCUAUUUUUGCUUCUUGUCGACGCGCGGUAUUGCAAUUUUGACACCAUUUUCUUGCGCGGUCAUCGGCACAUUUCGGCCGCGUUUUUCUCAUACCCCCAUUGUUACAAAUGUGAACGUUCUUCCCAAUAAGCCCCAUGCGGGGUUAUUUUGACUUGAAUGGGUUGCAAGAAAGCUAGAUUGCCCGACCUGAUUCAGUCGAUUCAGAUUCAAAUGUCGUUCAUUAAUACACACCGUGAAUGGCAAAUGUAGUAUCUCGAUAUGUCGCCCAAUUGUGCUACGAAAUAGCUAGCUAGCAUAGAGUAACAACUCAUGUUAGUCUUGCCAGUACUAGCGUUUCAACUCCUUUCGUCCACCAUCCAAUAGGUUGCACACUCCAUGCAUGCACCUUGCUGGUCAAGGGAGUGGUGUGACAACAAGGUGACAGGAGGUGACGAGAGCUCAUGAACGGCCCUGACGACGUGCUGCCAUGGAGACCAAGGAAGAAUCGUCCCCUGUGUGGAGUCAGGCAUCCAACAAUGAAUCAGACAACACCACUCAGGUGCAUUUUGAGGGUGGCACUGUGGCCCAGAUAGUGUACAGUGAGGACCAGCAGGAUCGAGGGCAGCAGCAGGUAGUUUACACGGCUGAUGGGAACACCUACACGUCAGUGGAGUCUGCUGAACACACGCUGGUGUACAUCCAUCCUACAGAUGGCUCACAGACAGUGUUUGCAGACCAACCACAAGUGGCCUACAUACAGCAGGACGGCACCACACAACAGGUGACUGUUUUGCUGCCUAGCGGACAGAACAUGAACGCUGCAAACCUGCAUGUCCUCAGCAACGUAGCCGAAGCCCCACAGGCUCUGCUGGAGCCCGUUGCGCAGGGGCAGCUGUCGGUGUCAAACUCCCUCCCUAACAUGGCCGACAUCGAAGAGCAGCCGUCCAGCCCUCUGGGGGCCACAGACUCCACGGAGGAUUCCGAAGAGGACGAUGAGGACGAUGAUGAAGAUGACUCUGACAUGGACGACUGGGAGCCUCGUCAGCCCCAGGCCUUCAGCCCUCACAACCUCUGGUGUGAAGAGUGUAACAACACCAACCCCUCCGUGUGUCAGAAGCACGGUCCUCUCCACCCCAUCCCCAACCGGCCCGUGGUGUCCAAGGCACGCGCCAGCCUCCCCCUGGUCCUCUACAUCGAUCGCUUCCUGGGCGGGGUCUUCUCCAAGAGGCGCAUCCCAAAGCGCACCCAGUUCGGCCCGGUGGAGGGACCCCUGGUGCGACAGAACGAACUACAGGACCACUACAUACAGCUCAAAUUGUGCAUGUUGGACGCGGAGAAAGACGAGCAGAAGCCGGAGGACAUGUGGGUGGACCUGUCGGACGAGGACAGCUGUAACUGGCUGAUGUUUGUGAGGCCUGCUGAGAACCACCUGGAGCAGAACCUGGUGGCCUACCAGUACGGCUCUGAGAUCUUCUACACCACCAUCAAAAACAUCCAGCCCAAACAGGAACUGAAGGUGUGGUAUGCUGCAUCCUACGCAGAGUUUGUCAACCAGAAGGUUCAUGACGUCACGGAGGAGGAGCGGAAAGUGUUACGGGAGCAGGAGAAGAACUGGCCGUGUUACGAGUGCAACCGGCGUUUCGUGAGCUCGGAACAGCUGCAGCAGCACCUCAACAUGCACGACGACAAGCUGGACUACGUCAGCAAACCGAGGGGGCGUGGCCGAGGCCGAGGCAGGAAGAGGUUCGGUACAGGAAGGAGACCAGGACGGCCGCCCAAAUUCAUACGCCUGGAGCCUCCUGUUGACACUAGUGUGGAUAAGACGGCGGAGAUGCUGGGUCUGGCUGGGAAGCUUCCGUCGGAGCAGAGGAGGGACGGGGCCCAGAACGGGCUGAAGGUGGUGGAGCUGGAGGCCGACGGGCCGGGGUCUGAGGCUGAGGCCCAGCUGGACCCCCCCGCGGGGGAAGCGGUCCCGGACGCAGACCCGCCACCCUCCACCACACACCUCCUGCUUCCCGUGAAGGAGGACCCCUCUGCCAGCGGCCAAGCGGACCCCCACCUCACGGCCCAGGACAUGCGCCGCGCAAAGAGGAUCCGGAAUGCUGCGCUCCAGCACCUCUUCAUCAGGAAGUCCUUCCGGCCCUUCAAGUGCACCCAUUGUGGCAAGGCCUUCCGCGACAAGGACAAGCUGGAGCAGCACCUACGCGUCCACGCCCGCGACGCCUACGCCUUCACCUGCCACGUGUGCUCCAAGAGCUUCGCCAGCGACGCCGCCUUCGAGGAGCACCUGCUGCUGCACUCGGAGCACCGCACCUUCUCCUGCCUCUUCUGCACCAACACCUUCGACCGGCUGGACCUGCUCAAGGACCACGUGGGCGUCCACGCCGUCAACGGCUGCUUCACCUGCCCCUCUUGCCGGAAGAGCUUCACCGACUUCAUCCAGGUGAAGAAGCACGUUCGCUGUUUCCACUCGGAGAAGAUCUUCCAGUGUCCGGAGUGCGACAAGGCCUUCUGCAGGCCUGACAAGCUGCGCCUGCACAUGCUGCGGCACUCGGACCGCAAGGACUUCCUGUGCUCCACCUGUGGCAAGCAGUUCAAGAGGAAGGACAAACUUCGGGAGCACAUGCAGCGCAUGCACAACCCCGAGCGGGAGGCCAAGAAGGCGGACCGGGUCCACCGCUCCAAGGCUCUCAAGCUGAAGGUGCCCACCACCGAUUUCGAGAGCUUCAUGUUCAAGUGCCGAGUGUGCAUGAUGGGGUUCAGACGCAGAGGGAUGCUGGUAAACCAUCUUUCCAAGCGCCACCCAGAGAUGCGCAUCGAUGACGUUCCGGAGCUCACCCUGCCCAUCAUCAAGCCCAACAGAGACUACUUCUGCCAGUACUGCGACAAGGUGUACAAGAGCGCCAGUAAGAGGAAGGCCCACAUCCUGAAGAACCACCCGGGGGCGGAGCUUCCUCCCAGCAUCCGCAAGCUCCGCCCGGCCGGCCCCGGGGAACCCGACCCCAUGCUGAGCACUCACACCCAGCUGACGGGCACCAUCGCCACGGCGCCCGUCUGCUGCCCACACUGCGCCAAGCAGUACAGCAGCAAGACUAAGAUGGUCCAGCACAUUCGGAAGAAGCACCCAGAGUACACCCAGCUGGCCAGCGCCAUGCAGGCGCCUCUCACCGCCGCCGUCAUCAGCAGCGCCCCGGCCGUCAUCACCGCCGACGGGAGCGCCGCAGAGGCCGUGGUGACGACUGACCUGCUGACCCAGGCCAUGACAGAGCUGUCCCAGACGCUCACCACAGACUACCGCACGGCCCAGGGAGACUACCAGAGGAUCCAGUACAUCCCUGUGUCCCAGGCCGGAGGGGGCCUGGCCCAGCCCCAGCACAUCCAGCUCCAGGUGGUCCAGGUGGACCCGGCUUCGCCUCACUCCCAGCACUCCACGGUGGAUGUGAGUCAGCUGCACGACCCUCACGGCUACAGCCAGCACUCCAUCCAGGUGCAGCACAUCCAGGUUGCUGAGCCCUCAGGGACUGGUCAAGGAGCCACCCAGGUGACCGGUCAGCCCCUAAGCCCCGCCUCCCAGCAGGCGUCCCAGGAGCUGAGCCCCGCCCAGCUGACCCCGGUGACCCUGGCCCAGAGCCACACCCUCCAGACUCCCUCCACCCAGCAGGGGGCGGUACAGCACACGUACAUCCCUGGGAACUGGAAUUAUCGAGGCUACCCCUCUGAGAUCCAGAUGAUGGCUCUCCCUCACACCCAGUAUGUGAUCGCUGAGGCCAGCACCCCGGCCACCGGAGUCAACAGCGGCCAGGUGAAGACGACUCACUAUGUGAUUUCAGAGGGCCAGGCUGAACUGGAAUCUAAACAGACCCAAAGCUCCACCCAGGGACACACAGAACACCUCGAAUCAACCAAUCAGCAAGCCCCCACGCAGUACAUCAUCACCACAACCACCAAUGGAAACGCUAGUGAAGUUCACAUCACCAAACCCUGACCUCCAGCGAUACCUCAGCCCUGUUAAUCCUGUAAGGCUGCUUUUGCAUGCAUCCCAUACCAACUCACACACACACACACACACACACAUAUACAAUGCACAAACGCACAGUAAACAUACAUACAUGCACAAACCCGAGUUUGGCUCGACCAGACAUAUGAGGGUGUUGACUAACUCUGCUUAGAUUUAUUUAUUUAUUUUCCAAGUCUCAAAUUUAUUGUUGAUUAGAGACGGAAGGAUAAGAGAACGAGUUUUAGUUGGCAUUUUUUGGAAUCUGAGAACAUGUGCAUGCCCUGUCACGGGUGUUCCGGACGUCAACAGGAAAACACUGGAAAGCUUUGAUCUUUCUAAGAUCUGUUUUGAAACCACAGAAGCUGUGAGAGGACGCGCACCCCCUUGUCACUUCCCCCUGCACUGAUCAGGUGAUCAAAUCUCAUGGCUGUCCAACACAUCAAAUCAAUGUUUCUCAUAUGUUGUACUUUGUUCAAACAGUUGAAACUGUUGUACAGUUUUAACUAGGUGAUCCUGUGGUGUGUAUUUUACACAGGGAUUGGUUAAUCAGAUUCUUUGAUAAACUGCAACAUGCUUGAUUGGAAUGAACAAUCAAGAACAAGUUUUUUUUUUCUCCUAUGAAAGACACCGCCAGGAGCUGGAAGACUACAUUUUCUGAACUGAAUUGCCAUUCAUUUUAUUACACUUUUACAGGUGUGAUGAGCAGAUAAGUAGUUGUGGCCAAGAGUGGUGUUUUUUCCCCUAGUCUGGACAGGAAUAGUAUUUGUUUAACAUUCCUAACCUAGACAGUGUUCCACAUUCCAAUGGAAUUUAACAAUUCUGAGAUGAUGCCACUGAUCCGAACAUUCUGAGAGCCGUAGCCAUCGAGCACACAGAGACAACCGUUACGUUACUAUUUGAGAAUUCUUAUCUGAUCGCCGUUUGCCAACUCAACACUCUUUUGACAGCUGAACGUUUUCCUUUGUACACAGUGCUUAGCACCAGACCAAGGUAGCUGUGCAUCUUCAACACUUAAAGUGAAGAUGUCUCCUUAUUUAUAUAAAUCAGUCUGUGAGAAUGGACUUGUAUAAUGUAAAAUAUAGCUGUAAUAUUAAAGAGUAGAGGUUCCUUGUGUACAGUGAUUCCCAUAUUGUUGCAGGUGGACUUGUCCUGUUGUCCUUGUGUGGAAAAAUUAAAAGUAUUUUAUAUCUGU
Messenger RNA from Osmerus eperlanus (European smelt), 5492 nucleotides. RefSeq names its product PR domain containing 10 (gene prdm10). NCBI's taxonomy places the organism in Eukaryota, Metazoa, Chordata, Actinopteri, Osmeriformes, Osmeridae. Gene Ontology annotation, cellular component: nucleus. The record is from RefSeq and is a predicted model, not a curated record. Gene Ontology annotation, biological process: positive regulation of transcription by RNA polymerase II. Gene Ontology annotation, molecular function: protein binding. The transcript has 22 exons. The coding region runs from base 791 to 4288 and encodes 1165 amino acids.